Messenger RNA from Cylindrotheca closterium, 864 nucleotides. The record is from the annotation of a GenBank genome assembly. Lineage: Eukaryota; Bacillariophyta; Bacillariophyceae; Bacillariales; Bacillariaceae.
AUGGACGGUGGCUCCAGCAGUAGUGAAGGCAGUAGUAUCAUGAGUGACAACAACAAGAUGCAGUUUUGUCAACUUGUUGCUGGCACUCCUGGUCUAGUCAUGGGCGCAAUACUUGACGAGACGACCAAAGUGGCAGCAGAACAGGAGACAAACCAACUGCUGGAGACCCAACAGGAGAUUUGCAACAUCUUUGAUGAGACAAAAAGUGCCCUUAAUCACUUCAACGACUUUCUUUGUAUAGACUGGGGCCGCCUUCGGCCAGGAGAACCAGUACCACUUGAGAAAGAUCUUCACCAAUAUGUUCAACUGGAAGAACUUACUGUUGAACUUUUUGGACGUUAUGCAACCUAUCUUGUUGAAUGCAACAACAAGACAGAAGAGAAAAGAGGCAAUGUGGUGCCGAUUUCACUGAACUCUGCAAUAGGAUACUUCAGUGCUGUAAAGGUAGCCUAUCUAGAGCAGCCUGUGAUAAGAAACGCCACAACCCUUCCAAGUGUUUUUUGGAGAGAAACCUGGUCUAAUCUAAAUUGCAGAAUGACUAAUCGAGUGGUGGAACGUCAUAAGACAACUGGAACGCCAUUGGUGUCUCCUAAAGCCGCUGCCACCACUGAUGACUGGAAGGCACUUGCCUGUGUUUGUGUGUGGAAUGGUUCUCAAAAACUACUUGAAUUCUGGGCUGUUUUUGUUGCUCUAGUCCACAUGGCUGCUCAAGUGAAUGAAGUUGCCUUUCUCCAAUUUCCUGAUGCAAAAACUACACUAGUGAAUGGCGGUGGCAAUACAAAGAACAGGGUGGGCCUGUUCAGCAAAUGUGAACAACUACAAGCAAGGAAGUGGUCAAGAGAUGCACAUAUUUCCCCACAUUGA